Eimeria acervulina is the source of this 942-nucleotide messenger RNA. Its product is annotated as cytidine deaminase, putative. The record is from RefSeq and is a predicted model, not a curated record. Lineage: Eukaryota; Apicomplexa; Conoidasida; Eucoccidiorida; Eimeriidae. Gene Ontology annotation, cellular component: cytosol. The coding region runs from base 1 to 942 and encodes 313 amino acids. Gene Ontology annotation, molecular function: cytidine deaminase activity; zinc ion binding. The transcript is spliced from 4 exons.
AUGCCGUCCACCCAUACACACCAGCAGCAGCAGCAGCAGCUGCUGCUGCUGCAGAAGCAGCAGCAGCAACAGCAGCAGCACUUGGAGGUACUGUCCGAAAAUCAUCAUCAUCUGCACCAGCAAGACGGGUCCCAUCGGCAGCAGCAGCAGCAGCAGGAGCCACAGCAGCAGCUGCAACCGCAGCAGCAGCAGCAGCAGCAGCAGCUCUUAGCUGCUGCUGCUGCUGCUGCUCUUAAUGCAUAUGCUCCUUAUUCGAAAUCUCGCGUUGGCGUCAGCGUUUUGGGAACUGACGGCCGAAUUUACGUCGGCUGUACGUUUGACUCUGCUGCAUAUCCCUGCAGUGUCUGUGCAGCACACAUCGCUGUUGCGCAGGCAGCCACCAAAGGCAGAGCCAGAGUCGCUGCAUGCGCAGCCGUUCGUAUAAUUAGAGAAGGAGAAGAAGCAGCAGAUUUUAUUUUAAACGGAUGUUGCUUAGAGUGGCUUUCAGAAUAUGCAGGCGAUGCUGAGGUGUACGUACACUGCGCUGAAGUAGCAGAAGGCUCUGCUGCAGCAGCAGGAACAGCAGCAGCAGCAGCAGGAGCACUGACACCAACAGCAGUAGCAGCAGCAGCAGCAGGAGCCUUAACACCAGCCGCAGCCGCAGCAGCAGCAGCAGCAGCAGCAGCAAGUUAUAAGCUCUCUUUUCUUCUACCCUUUGCACAGCGACUGCAGCAGCCUUUUGCUGCUCCUUUUGCUGCUCUCCCUCCCUUCGAUGAUGUUACAACUGAAGAUGGGAAGGCAGCAGACGCAGAGGCACGUGCUCUGCUGCAUGCAGCAGCAGCAGCAGCAGCAACAAGUUGCUGCUGGAAAUCAGCAGUUCGUGUUGGCUGCGCUCUUCAAACAGAGCAUCAAAUUCUCAUUUCUGCUGCUAAUGCAGAGACAAAGGCACUCGGCAUAGGGUAA